AUGUUGGCCAGCACGGCAUGCAAAAACACGCCUACAACCCAAUCGUGGAAAGAUCAGCGGGUCAGCUGGGAUCCCAAGAAUUACGGAGGCGUGGACAACGUGUUCCUCAACUCAACCGAGAUAUGGACGCCAUCAAUAAUCGAACUUUCUCCUUUGGAGUUGAGUAGACCCAGAGAUGCCAUGGUGUCCCUCACAAGCACCGGAGAGGCUUCGUGGUGCCCGCUCUAUUCAAUCAGCGCGAUAUGCGAGACGGACAUGAGUGACUUUCCGUUCGACCGACACGAGUGCAGGAUGGCCUUCACAAACGCAAUUUCUCAAGAGAAGAGUGUCAAUCUCACGUUGGUAGGCCAGCCUACCCUUCCCGAACAGGAACACUCAGAAUUCGCGGUUCUCUCCAUAGAAGGCAAGAGGACUCUGCUGAGUUUCAACAUGGGCGAGUUCGAGUAUCCCGAAAUCUCGUUCCACGUGCUGCUCCAGAGGCGCACGUCCCUGCAUCUGUUCACGGUCCUGUUGCCCACCGUCGCCGUGGUCUUGCUCUCGCUGCUUGUCUUCUGGCUUCCGCCUGAGUCGGAACGGAAGAUCACUCUCAUUGGAGCCGCCCUGCUGACGUCACUACUUUUGCUAUACAGAGUGGACAACAUCGUCUCGAGAUCGAGCAGCGUUCCCAAGAUCGUGAAAGUUCUUGGAGGCGGGGUAUUGAUGAACGCCCUCAUCGCGGCCACCACUGUCCUGAGCACAAACAUGGCCCGGAGUGCACCGUCCUGCGCGCUUCCCGUGUUCCUGGUCAAGUCAUCGGAGUUCGUGGCCCACCGGCUGCCCUGUCCUUGUCCAGCAGGCCGAUCGGCCAUCGGGGACGACGAAGCAGGGGUUCAGAACAAGUCGUACAACAACGCCGUGGCCCGCGAGUGGUACACGGCGGCCAGAGCUCUGGACCGUGUUCUGGGACUCGUCUUCGCGGCUGCUUAUGUCGCACUAUGCCUGUGACGUUUCCUUGCGAGACUUUCGUAAUGAUGCGCCAAGGCUCGACGUGUGCCAGCGGCACAUCAAUUUCCCUUUCAGACAAGAAAUGCACCUCCUACAGGAAUUUUAAUGAUCCAACUUGCUGAUUUUAUUAUCAGUGACACGUGCAAUUGGAAAAAUAUCUUCGUUGAUAACCCUCACCAUCCUCACUUUUCAUAAGCUAUAUAUUUUUGCACGCACAAUAAAAGCUUUGUUGGAGGUGGCGCCC
This is a messenger RNA of Rhipicephalus microplus (southern cattle tick), 1228 nucleotides long. RefSeq names its product acetylcholine receptor subunit beta. Gene Ontology annotation, molecular function: transmembrane signaling receptor activity; extracellular ligand-gated monoatomic ion channel activity. Gene Ontology annotation, cellular component: membrane. Lineage: Eukaryota; Metazoa; Arthropoda; Arachnida; Ixodida; Ixodidae. The record is from RefSeq and is a predicted model, not a curated record. Gene Ontology annotation, biological process: monoatomic ion transmembrane transport.